AUCGCCCCCAUAGCGCGCAGCAUGAACGUUCCGCGGCAAAAGGAUGUGUGAACAAGCAGCGCGCUACUGCAGGGACGGCGUCCACAAACUGCUCAACAAAGAACAAGCCAAACUCCGGUCACAGGACAGCAAAGACCAGCCCAAACCCCUGGCUCAGGAUAGCGAGACAGCGACGGCUGCACAGUCCGGAAACAGCGGCGCUCAGCCCGGUGGUAUAGACGGGCUCGUCCGCUGGAUAGUCACCAAGAUGAGCGACAACAAAAGCAUCUCUACUCGGGAAUAUGUGAAGGAGGAGGCGGCGGUGGCUCAGGAGCAGUUCUUCGCACCGGAGCCCCGAAAGGGCAUCUCUGUCAUUUUGGAUAUUUUCCGGAGAGCAGAUAAGGAUGAUGAUGGGAAGCUCUCCCUUGAUGAGUUCCAGGCUUUCUUCUCCGACGGGACUCUGAAUGAAGAGGAGCUGGAAAAACUGUUUCACACCAUUGACUCUGAUAACACCAGUAAUGUUGACACUAAGGAACUAUGCGACUACUUUGCCAAACACAUGGGGGAAUAUGAAGGUGUGCUGGCCUCGCUGGAGACACUCAACCUGGCAAUUCUCAAAGCCAUGGACUUCACCAAGAAGGUGUAUGAACGUGGAACUAAUGUUGACCAAUUUGUGACCCGCUUCCUGUUGAAGGAAUCAGCCAAUCAGAUCCAGUCUCUACUGAACUCCGUAGAGAGUGCUGUGGAUGCCAUUGAUGAGCAACAUACAUCAGUGGGAUCAUACCCCAGUAAGAUCAGUCCACGUGUCCCAGAUAGGCGCUAUGAGGCACCAGUGCCAGAUUACCCUCCCAACAACAGAGUCAGUACUAAGGAGACCAUGAGGAACAUCAACACAGGUGCAGGAGCUGUGGAGGUGAGAAAAGAAGGACUUGAGGCGCAGAUCAACCGACUGGCUGAGCUGAUUGGACGUCUGGAGAAUAAGACAGUUUGGUUUGAUCUACAUCAGCGACUAACAGACACUGAUGGCACAACUAGCGCAUCCCUGUACCUGGUCCGCCAGGAGAUGACUGUUUCCCAGAAGCAGCUUGGAGAGUUCUGCGAGGCCCUGAAACAAUACCUUAAGAAUGUGUCUGCCCAGAGAGACUGUUUCCAUGUGACUGCUGUGCGGCUGCCUGACGGUCUUUCUUUUGUGGUGUACGAGUUCUGGGAUGGAGAGGAGGAGUGGAAGAGGCACCAUCAGACUGCAGCCUGCAAGGCCUUCCAGCAUGUGAAAGUGGAUACUCUGUGCCAGCCAGAGGCUGUGUCUGCUGUCGCUGUGCCUGCCGCCUGGUGCAACCUGAACAGAGAAUGAGAAUCAAGCCAGUCUGCAGGUGGAAUUAUCCCGCCUUAUGCCUGAAGACCUUCACCACUCCUCUUCAGCCACUUUCCCCUCUCUAUCCCUCUGACACAACCCCUGCUAUCUUAACUCUCCCCUCUUCUCUCUGGGCUCUCUCCACUCUGUCUCCCUCUUUUGUAAUUACUUGUUUACACAGUAUUCGUUUGAUAUUGAGCCAAAAGUACAGUGUGAGCUGCAGAGAAUGUCAGACAUAGUACAAUUCCCUCAUGUACAACUCCACCACUGCAAUAUACAGACAUUAAAGGGAUAGUUCACCUAAAAAAAAUCCUGUCAUUUAAUCACCCUCAUGUUGUUCCAAACUUGUAAACUGUGAAAAACAAAAGGAGACGUUAGGCAAAAUGUUAGCCUCAGUGUCUACUGCAAGUGAAUGAGACAUUAAGCCUAACAUCUCCUUUUGAGCUCCACGUAAGAAUAGCAAGGGGGUGAGUAAAUGACAACAGAAUUGUCAUUUUUGGGUGGAGUAUCCCUUUAAAACUCCCAAAAGUGAACAGGAAUCUCACCCACUUGAUGCAUUAUAUCCAACAUCAGGAAAAUUACAAAGCAUGUGCAUUUAAAAUAUCAACUUACAUAGACAGUCUCAACAAAGUAAAUGAUGCUAAUUAAUAUUUCAUCUCUGUUUGAGUUUAAACAAGCAUCCACUGCUUUGCAGACAGUUCCCUGACAAUACAACUUCUGAGAAGAUAAAACCUGUGCAGUGAAGUAUUUAUACAGCUGUCCAAGGAUAAUAGCAUUUCUGUAAAGAUACUUUAUAUCUGUUAUAGGCUGGUGUUAUAGGUACUUUCUGAACAUGUGUAAUGCACUGUGCCAUGUAGAGAGUUUGGUUUGGUAAUAUGUUUUGCUGAACAGCAUGGCAUAUUCUGCCAGUAAAAGGGCCUACAUUCACAACACACACCAAAUAAAGAUAUGGUCCAAAAGCACAAUGUUCAUGGAGUAUUAUAGAGGAAAUGUUUAUGUAAAUGAAAUUUUGCCUAUAGAGUGUAGAGAACAUCUUGAGUAACGAGCAUUAAGAGAACUGAAUUAUCUCAUUUUCAUCUACAGAUACUGAUAUUUAUUUAUUUUUUAAGAGCGAGAGAAAAUAGAGGAAUCUAGGAGUUCAUACAUUUAAGAGAAUGGCUUUGACGGAUUGUAAUUCUUACCUAAUUUUAUUUCUCAUUAAAGAACAUUUGACUCCAGAUAAUCUCAGGACAAGUAAAAUUAACUUUCUCAUAGAGGAUAUUUUGAUCAAAGUGGAUCAUACUUCAAACGGCUCACAUUUGUUGAUCAAUAAAUCUAAGGCUGUUGUAUUUGUGCAAAAAGACUGAAAUUUCUGGUUGGCUCAAUGUAGAAACAGUUCAAUACCAGGCGAAACAAAACACGGCCCAGACUGCAACAUUCCUUUCUGUUUGCUUUCCCACCAAUCCUGCCUUCUAUUUGGUUUGUUUAUUCCUCACAGUGAGUGCAUGUUACAAAUGAAUGUCCAGUAAAUGAUUUGCCGUAGAAUUUAGCUAUGCGACUUUAAAUGGAUUUUGUGCAUUUCUUAUUUUCUUUUAUAUUAUUCCAGUAAUGGAACAUAAAGAAAUGAAAUACAUACAGUAUAUAUAAGAUGAAUAGAAGUUAAAAUAUGAGCAGUCACUUUUAAUGGAAUUGUUUGAUGAAAUGCUACUUAUACCCAUGUAUGUUUCCGUAAACUGGCUUUCUCUCUUAUAAGUGAGUGUAGAGAUUUAUUGCAGGGAUGCAAAGUAUUAUAUUCGUCUUAAAUUUGUUAAAAUUCUAGAUUAUGUAGAGUGCUGCUAUUCAAUAAAGUA
Molecule: messenger RNA, 3159 nt
Organism: Myxocyprinus asiaticus (Chinese sucker)
Lineage: Eukaryota; Metazoa; Chordata; Actinopteri; Cypriniformes; Catostomidae
Gene: necab2
Product: N-terminal EF-hand calcium binding protein 2
Exons: 13
Coding region: 44-1330 (428 amino acids)
Biological process (GO): regulation of amyloid precursor protein biosynthetic process
Cellular component (GO): cytoplasm
Molecular function (GO): calcium ion binding
Source: RefSeq, a predicted model, not a curated record